GCGCCAGCGUCUCGCUCGUCUUCCCGUUGCGCGCGCGACUGCGCGCGCGCCGGCGCCUCUGCGGCGAGCAGGCGGCGGCGUCGGCGAAAACCGGCAGCGCAAAGGCGACGUCGUGCA
Molecule: messenger RNA, 117 nt
Organism: Dermatophagoides pteronyssinus (European house dust mite)
Lineage: Eukaryota; Metazoa; Arthropoda; Arachnida; Sarcoptiformes; Pyroglyphidae
Source: RefSeq, a predicted model, not a curated record